Rattus norvegicus (Norway rat) is the source of this 1155-nucleotide messenger RNA. NCBI's taxonomy places the organism in Eukaryota, Metazoa, Chordata, Mammalia, Rodentia, Muridae. The record is from RefSeq and is a predicted model, not a curated record.
AUUUUUUUGAAGGGCUGAAGAACUAGCGUCCACGCCAGAAAGGCGAGGAAGCACCAACUGUGAAGUUCUGACAUGCAGCUUUGUCUCCUUGCUUCAUUUUUCUUCCCUUUUUGAAGCACCUCUGAUCUCUGGCAUGGAGGAUCCAGGAUCUCAGUUUUCUGGCUGCUCCUGGCGAAGGUCAAAUGAUCAAAUGAAGCUCUUGGAGCAGGAGAAAGAAGUUGGACCCAAAAAUGAACCCAGCACUGCUGCAGACUCCGGUCCAGCUGCUGAGUGUCCCGGCAGGAGCCGGGAGUUGCCGAGCUCCGCUACCCGAUUCCCUCCACUGUGUUGACUCAGCAUCCGGGGCGGGGCGCAAUGCCCCUUAUAAGGCUGGCGGCUCUGGGGCCUUUAUUCGUCUGCGUCUGAGAUACUUCAUCGUCCACGCAGCUUUGAGUCCACACCUCUGUCUACGCAGCAGCUAUGCCACCGUACACCAUUGUGUACUUCCCAGUUCGAGGGCGCUGUGAGGCCACGCGCAUGCUGCUGGCUGACCAGGGCCAGAGCUGGAAGGAGGAGGUGGUUACCAUAGAUGUCUGGCUUCAAGGCUCGCUCAAGUCCACUUGUCUGUAUGGGCAGCUCCCCAAGUUUGAAGAUGGAGACCUCACCCUUUACCAAUCUAAUGCCAUCUUGAGGCACCUGGGUCGCUCUUUAGGGCUUUAUGGGAAAGACCAGAAGGAGGCUGCCUUGGUGGAUAUGGUGAAUGAUGGGGUGGAGGACCUUCGAUGCAAAUAUGGUACCCUCAUCUACACUAACUAUGAGAAUGGUAAGGAUGACUAUGUGAAGGCCCUGCCUGGGCAUCUGAAACCUUUUGAGACCCUGCUGUCCCAGAACCAGGGAGGCAAAGCUUUCAUUGUGGGUAACCAGAUUUCCUUUGCAGAUUACAACUUGCUGGACCUGCUGCUGGUCCACCAAGUCCUGGCCCCUGGCUGCCUGGACAACUUCCCCCUGCUCUCUGCCUAUGUGGCUCGCCUCAGUGCCCGCCCCAAGAUCAAGGCCUUUCUGUCCUCCCCUGACCAUUUGAACCGUCCCAUCAACGGCAAUGGUAAACAGUAGUGGACGAAGGGACAGGAACUCCUUGUCCCCCUUUUCCCAGACUAAUAAAGUUUGUAAGGCAGA